Messenger RNA from Balaenoptera ricei (Rice's whale), 835 nucleotides. RefSeq names its product phosphatidylinositol N-acetylglucosaminyltransferase subunit Y-like. The transcript has a single exon. The record is from RefSeq and is a predicted model, not a curated record. NCBI's taxonomy places the organism in Eukaryota, Metazoa, Chordata, Mammalia, Artiodactyla, Balaenopteridae. The coding region runs from base 84 to 299 and encodes 71 amino acids.
ACGACCACACACACAACUGAAUUUUCUAAAUACCAUCCACGUUUUAAAAAGUCAGAGUGGCGGGUAAUCAGUGGAGGGGAAGAAUGUUUCUGUCUCUUCCUACGUUGACUGUCCUUAUUCCGUUGGUCUCGUUAGCAGGGCUGUUAUACUCGGCCUCCGUGGAAGAAAGCUUCCCACAGGGCUGCACUAGCACAAGCAGCCUGUGCUUUUACAGUCUGCUCUUGCCGAUUACCAUACCCCUUUCUGUGUUCUUCCACCUUUGGACUUGGAUGGGUAUUAAACUCUUCAGGCAUAAUUAAUACAACCAGAGCCAAGACGGUAUAUCCUAAGGAUAGGCUUGAGUGUCUGCCUCUGAAAGCUCAACUACGUGGAAAUACUGGACACCCACUUAAUGUGCAAGAAAGAUGCUUUGCCUAGCUUCUGUCAGAAGUUUAGGAUUAGGGGAGGCUUAAGCUGCAGAGGCUUCUUUAUUGUACUUUGGUUCUGCCCUUGUUUUUUGAAGGUUCUUAUUUAUACCUGGGGUAUCAGGAGAAACAUUUCAACAGAGUGUCUUGUUGGAAAUUAAUAGCCCCAGCCAUCAUCUGAUGACUUUAUGCCUUAUCCCAUUCAUAAUUAAAAGUUACUAAUUUGAAAUCUUAUAUGUUUAUUUUACAUUCAGAGUCUGGUAAAGUCACAUGUUAAGGAUGACUGAAAUAAUUCCAGAGGAGCUCUGUUGGGGUAUUUGUAGAGAAAUGGAUUUGAACUAAUGUGGUAUAAAACUGUAAUAAAAUGGAAACUUCAUGUAUUUGCCAAAAUUCUGAGUUUGUAAAAUUACCUUCAUUUCUUUGGCAUCACA